UGACGGAGUCAGGAUUAGAACCCAGGUCUUUCUGACUCCCAGCACUAACCUGGCUCUGAUACCUGCCGGUCGUAUGGCUUCUCACCGAUCUCCAGCUCUCAUCCUGUAAAUGCCCCCAGGAGCUGUGUGGGACCAAUCUUCAGCCACCAUUUCAGCACGGGUGGUUCCUGAGCCGCAAGGUCAGGGGUUGGCUCUGCCUGUAUUUGCAGAGAUGCAGCCCGGUAAGGCCCCUGUGAUCCUGUGCAUCCCAGGAUGGGUGAUAACAGUCUUUCAGCAACUACUUAUGAAUCUGAUUUGGAGAUGAAAUUGAAGAAGAAAACUCGACACAAACCUCCACCACGAUCACCGAAAUCCCCAUACCUCUCUAAACCUAAAAAGGUUGCGGCCUGGAGGUCUUUGAAAUCAGCAGGGAGCACGCCUCUGGGAAACAUGAUGGCUAAAUCCUCCGGCAACUGUGGCCUGGAACUUCGAAACAAGCUAGUUUAACCUCAGGCCUUUAAAAUCAGACCUUGACUUGGGAUACACACGGACCAGCCCUUCCAGCAGCACGCCCGAAUAUUUGAAGGAAGCUCUAGGGAUGAAGAAGCCAAAGCGUAGCCGUUCCUCUAGCAAUGGCCAUAUACCUGGAACCCCCAUGUACAAAGAGAAAGAAGAUAUGUAUGAUGAGAUCAUUGAAUUGAAGAAGAUGUUGCACUCUCAGAAAAAUAACGUGGACAUGAUGAAAACAAAGCUCCGGAGACUAGAGGAGGAAAAUAACAGGAAGGAUCGGCAGAUUGAGCAGCUCUUGGAUCCAUCCCGGGGCUCAGAAUUUGCCCGGACUCUGGCAGAGAAAAGGUCGGAAACUAGCUGGGUGAUCAAUGGACUGAAACAGAGGAUUCUCAAAUUGGAGCAACAGUGCAAGGAAAAGGAUAAUAUUAUCAACAAACUCCAGACAGAUGUAAAGACAACUAACUUGGAAGAGAUGCAGAUUACUCUGGAGACUUACUAUGAAGAGAUCCAUCGUCUUCAGAUUCUUCUGGCAAAUUCUGAAGCUGCAGGAAGGAAGUCCUCUCCAGAAAAAUCAACUCCACAGAAACAUCAGAAGACGAUGAAGGCUGCUAUCGUGCAUUUAGCCAGGAAUGUUAGAGAACUACAGGAUGAGAACCAGAGCUUGAAAGAAGAUCUGGACAAAGUAUUGAGCAAUUCUCCUAUUUCCAGCAAAGCUAAAGGUUACCGUGACUGGAGCAAACAGAGGCUAGUGCGACGGAUCUCAGAAUUGGAAAAAAAAGUGGGUGAGCAGGAGAGCACAAGAUUGCAGUCUUUGUUUCGGGCCACAUCAGCUCCCCUGGUUCAGUCUACUCCAACCUCAACACAACCAGAGCAGCGGGGACCUGACCCCCUUGAAGAGGGUCAGCGCCUCCGAGGGCUCGUGAAGAAACUGAAGGGAGAAAGGAAGGCAUUGCAGACCCAGCUUGCUGAGAAAAAUUUGGAGAUAAAGAUGUUACUGGAGGCAAAAGCUGUCAUGGAGAAGGAGCUGAAAAAAGAGAACAAAACAGAGAAAGAGAGAAGAAAAGAAGAGUCUUUAAGAGAUGAAGCCCAGAGUCUUACCAUGAAGAUGCCAGAGCUCGAAGAAAGCAGAACAAUUGCAGAUGAUUCCAUGGAAAUAGCCCUUGAGGUCCAAGAAGAACUUACAGAACAAGGUCCUGCACAAAAUGCAAGUGAUCUGCCCUCUCUGCCCACAUCUGCCUGCUCUGAAGUGGAAAAUGAAGAUCCAAGAAAAGAUAAAGCUGCCAGAAUCCUUCAGGCUCAUUGGAAGGCAUACAGGAGCAAGAAGCGAGUGGAUGAAUGGCAAGAAGGGAUGGGGCAGAAAAAGGAAGUUGAGCUGGAUGAGGCUGCUGAAGUACUUCAGGCAGCUUUCAGGGGACAUUUAGUACGGCAGAGACUGUUAUCAAAUAAUACACUCGUUCCAAAAUCUCCCAAUGUGUGUGGACUUCCAAAUAAGGGCUCCUAUAUGUCCCACGGUCAUAUCUCUUCCAGUUUGGCUGCCGCCUGCAGGGAGGAAGAAGAGGCUAUUAUAGUUAUCCAGUCAAUUUUCAGGGCUCACUUAGCCCGCGCUGGGCAGAGGCCUUCUGUUUCCAGUCAUGCAAGUGAAAGAAUAAGUUCUGUGAAUUCCAGUAAGAAGUCCUCUUCACAUGUCUACCUGAAACCAUCCUCUUCACCUUUCACAACAGCAUCUCCUGGUAAAGAAGACAGUAAACUGAGAGGUGAAGAGAUUGUAAAGGAAUCAGCUGCAGAGGAGAAGAAAAGACCAACAAAAGUGAAGCCACCAUCUAUACAGUCAUUUUCCACCGUUUCCCUCCACUCCCGAUUGCAGCCUGUGGCCUCUCCACCCUUGGACGAAGUACAUUCAGACGAUUCAGAUGAUAUUAUCAUCUCUCCAUAUCUGCCCAUGAAGAAGAAACACUCCCACUCUUAGACCCAGGGUCUUCCACCUGCAACUUAUUUUCACCAAUUUAAAAAUAUAUUUUUAUUCCAUAUGAGGUUAGUGUUAAGAGAACCAAGGACAAUUUGGAAAAUUCAUUUUCUGAAAUUUCCAAACCUGGAAAAAUAAUUUAACUCGGUAGGAAAAGAAGAGUACGUUAAUCUGCACUGAUUGUUACUAUACAAAUUUUGUCUGCCUUGACUAUAUGGGAAAACAGAAAGGACUUUGUUCGUUUGCCAUAAAUUAUAUUAAAACCUCUGUUUCAUAAGAA
Ornithorhynchus anatinus (platypus) is the source of this 2732-nucleotide messenger RNA. It is a transcript of the gene IQCE, whose product is annotated as IQ motif containing E. The record is from RefSeq and is a predicted model, not a curated record. Lineage: Eukaryota; Metazoa; Chordata; Mammalia; Monotremata; Ornithorhynchidae. The transcript is spliced from 24 exons. The coding region runs from base 578 to 2455 and encodes 625 amino acids. Gene Ontology annotation, molecular function: protein binding.